Didymella exigua CBS 183.55 is the source of this 1347-nucleotide messenger RNA. Its product is annotated as glycoside hydrolase family 16 protein. Gene Ontology annotation, molecular function: hydrolase activity, hydrolyzing O-glycosyl compounds; glycosyltransferase activity. NCBI's taxonomy places the organism in Eukaryota, Fungi, Ascomycota, Dothideomycetes, Pleosporales, Didymellaceae. Bases 1 to 1347 code for a protein of 448 amino acids. Gene Ontology annotation, cellular component: fungal-type cell wall. The transcript is spliced from 3 exons. Gene Ontology annotation, biological process: fungal-type cell wall organization; carbohydrate metabolic process. The record is from RefSeq and is a predicted model, not a curated record.
AUGGUUCGCGGCGCCCUCUCCACCGUCUUCACGGCUGCUGCCCUCGCUAGCACGGUCUACGCUGGUGCCAAAUGCACAGCGGACAGCCACUGCCCGUCAGACACACCAUGCUGCUCGCUAUACGGUGACUGCGGUGUUGGCGCUUUCUGCCUCGGCGGCUGUGACCCGCUCAUGUCACACUCGUUCGACUCGUGCGUGCCCGGCCCCGUCUGCCAGUCCGGCACCUACAACCUCGACACGCUCAGCAAUGUCCAGUCCAUCGACAAGUACCUCGGCGACUCGUCCAAGGCCGAUUGGCAGUCGCAGGGCAUGCCCGCCAUCUACACCGACCCCAGCAGCGGCAAGAAGUCGACGCUCUUGACAAUGGCCCAAGACACAGUUGGAACACUGCUGGCUUCGACACACUACGUCUGGUACGGCAAGAUCUGUACGAAGGCCACCACGGCGCAGGGCAAGGGUGUCGUCACAGCUUUCAUUCUCAUGUCCGACGUAAAGGACGAGAUCGACUUCGAAUGGGUCGGUGUUGAUACUGGCCACGUGCAGUCUAACUUCUAUUCGCAGGGUGUCACAGUUUAUACGAAUGGUAAGAACCUCACCCUACCUGGAGGCAAUAGCGCCUCGACCAUGCACGAGUACUGCAUUGACUGGAAGGAGGACACACUCACCUGGUCCGUCGACGGCAACGACCUCCGCACCCUGAACCGCAAGGAUACAUGGAAUGGCACCGCCAACCGCUUCGACUACCCUCAGACACCCUCUCGUGUCAUGCUUUCGCUCUGGCCCGCCGGUCUGCCCACCAACGAGAAGGGCACCAUCGACUGGGCUGGCGGUGAGAUUGACUGGAACAGCCAGUACAUGCAGAACGGCUACUACUACGCCCGCUUCCAGGAGCUUACCGUCCAAUGCUAUGACGCUCCUGACGGCAUCAAGAAGUCUGGAUCCAAGAGCUACAAGUACACCGAUUACGCUGGUACCAACAACACCGUCGAGAUUACAAACGACCAGGUCAUUCUCGGCUCGCUCAUGGGCACCGGCGAGAACCCUGGCGAGGCACCCAAGUCCGGCUCCGCGACACAGACAGCAGACAUCGCCAACGUGCCAGGUGGUAACGUUGGCGGCGGCAACCGUGCCGAGGAGACAAGCACACAGGCUGCUUCAGGGACAGGCAGCAGUGCUCAGGCAACAGGCGACUCGAGCAGCAGCGUCAGCGGUGGAUCUUCCGAAUUCAACCAGGGCGGCAGCUCGACCCAGCAGAGCUCCGGCGGCGCGUCGGGUAUCGAACUCAAUCUUGCUGGUUCCGUCCUUGCUGUUGUCUUUGCUAUUGCUGGCCUUGCCGCUGGCUUGUAA